Molecule: messenger RNA, 2508 nt
Organism: Harmonia axyridis
Lineage: Eukaryota; Metazoa; Arthropoda; Insecta; Coleoptera; Coccinellidae
Exons: 2
Coding region: 822-1307 (161 amino acids)
Source: RefSeq, a predicted model, not a curated record
GUUCAUUUGGACGGCACACCUCAAGAAAAGCAUUAAAAUUACGUAAGAACAAUAAGGAAGAUGAAAUUUAUUUUGUAUAUGUAUAUUGUAGGUUUAUAUUCCUGUAUUGAAAUAUAGAAUUUAAAAAUGAAACUUUCAAUUAAUUGGAAGAAACUCAAAUGAGGAGAUUGCAGACUAGCAGUAAAUUAUGUCUCCCUUGAAUAAUUCAAUUUUCAUAUUGUGAAAUUUAAUAGUAUGUGAAUAAUGGAAUUUUUAUAUUCGAACAAGCCCUAGGCUUAAAUUAAGACGAAGAAGAAGAAGAACAAAGAUACAAAUUAACAAUAGAAUUGUCAUCCAUAUUGCUGAAAGCAUAGAAUAUCUUGUAUAUAAUGAUUUUUAAAAUUAUUAUCAUAUGUAUAGCAUUAUUAUGACCGAACUAGUUACCAACAUUUGACUUGUCUUCCUUUUAAUUCAAUUUUUGAUAUCAAUGAUAUUCUCUUUCAACUUUAAUUCACAGGUAUACCAGGUGAUUUUUCUGAAUUGAAUCAGUCGAAAAACUCAUGGAAAAAUGUUACGAUAAAAAAUUUAUGGUUUCGAAGGGGAAAUCCACUUAUGCUUUAAUUUCCUUCAUUUCUCUCACCCUUGAGGGGGGGGAAGAGGGGCAAACUUUAAUAUAACAUGCGCAGUACAAUUUUUGAAACAAAACAAUCCUACUUUCUCUUAAUGAGAAAUAAAUGGAUAUACAUUCUCCAUAAUGGUUAGAAAUUCAGUGUUGUUUGUAAUCUUGCCCUGACUAGUGUUGUUAUUUAUAUAUUUGUUGAAUCUUCUUUGUGCUUGAGACAAUGUCGUUUAAUAACCAGAGUUCCGACAUGAUCCCAAUACAAGUUGAAUAUGCAGAAUAUAAACGGAAGAAAGAAUAUUUGAAGAGAAUAGUGAGACUCACGACAUCAAAGAUGCAGGAUGACGAAAGUGAUGUGGAGAGCGGCUCAAUGAGCUACAGAAUCCAUUACAAAAUCUACAUAGAGGCUCUGGAGCAAUUAUUAGGCAAGGAAGUAGUUGAGAGAAAAAUAAAAGAUAAGGAGGAAAGAGAAAAGAGAGAGAAAGAAGAAAAGAAAAUUGAAGAAAGAACCUGGACCGAAAAGUUAGCAAUUUUCAAAGCUAUGAACAGAGCUUCUUGCUAUAAGCAACUCUUGGAUCAAGUAAUUAUCGGACAAGAAAGUAUAAAAGAUGCAAAUUUGUUAAUGGCGAACCUCUGUAGCCAGGACAAACAAAGAAAUACACAUAGACAUUUAGAAUUCACUCCUACUGUACCAAAAAGGGCUUUGUAAACUGAUGGUUGUUAAAAUAUGAAUAGAUAGAACCAAAUAUGUUGAAUCAAAAAAUAUACCAAAGAAAUAUUAAAAACAAUUUCUCAUUCUGGAGUUUUAGCAUUUAUUUUCAAUACUCCAUUAAAUUUAUCAGAAAAAAUUAUAGGGUUCUAAUUCAAAUUAUUAUCUGAGAUGAUCUGAAAAUAUGUAAAUAUAUUGUAUAUAGUUCUGUAUUAAAAUAAAAAAAUAUAAAAAAUAAAGCUUUUUAAAUUAUUCGAAAUGAACUCAACUGGUAAGAUUGCGGACUAACAGGUCAUUAAAAAUAAAGAAAAUCUUCCCUUUGAAUCAUUCAAUUUUCAUUUUGUGAAAUUCAAUCGGAUGUGAUUAGUGGAAUUCUUAUCUUAUCUAUAUGAGAAAAGUUACAAAAUUAUAAUAGAAUUUUCAUCCCCAUUAAUGAAGGCAAUGAAUAUCUUGUUUGUAGUACCUCCUUAAAAGAUUAUUCCAUAAGAAAAUCAUUUACUGAUGUAGAGAAAAUUCAUAUCUAUGAGAAAAAUUCAUAUUUUCUUUAUUCGUGAAAUAUAUCAAUGUUGUGCAAAAAAAUUAUCAAAUAAUAUUAGAUUCAAGCAUGUUGUGUCACUCAUAUAGAAAUUGCAUGUAGUUAUAUUUCUGUUUCUACUCUGCAUCUAUAUUUUCAGGUUAAUAAUAACUUUUUCCGAAAGAGAGAAAUUCGUAUUUUAAAAUUUUUCAACAAAUAUUAUGUAACACAGCUGAAUUUACCUUUUUUUUCAACGCAAUUUUCAAAUAUAAUUAUUUGAAUCAACCUGCACAUGUGCAGUUCAAUUUAUGUAACAAAAAAAUCCUACUUCCUGCUAAUGAAAAAUAAGUGUAUAAAUAUAUUCUUAGUACGAGUUAUAAAUUCAGUGUUGUUUUUAAUCUUACCCUGAUUAUUAUUUAUAUUUAUAUAUUUGUGAGUUCUUCUUUGUGCUUGAGACAAUGUCCUCUAAUAAUCAGAGUUCCGACAUGCUCACAAUGCGAAUUGGUGAAUACCUAUUUCUAUGUCGUUAUCAAUCUGUAUUUCAAUUAUUCCUAAACAUAUAAUACUCAUAUAUACAGGCUCCUGCAAUAGUGUGUUAGGCUUCCAUAGUUGCCAAACCAGAUGUUUUAGAAAUUUAGUUGAAAAGCAUCUCCUGUGUACUUUCGAUUCUGCAUCUCUGGAAAUUAU